AUAGGGAACUGCCGCCCGCUCGCUCAGCUCAACGAAGUUUCGAACGUGAUAAUUCGAAUUUCAAUUUGGUAUAGAAAACAAAAAUAUUCGAACUGAACUCGUACUGGUUGUUAAUAUUGUUUUUUUUUUUAUUAACUUCCAAAAGUGUGACUGUGUUGUUUUCUACUUUUUUUUUCUUAUUAUCUGUGUUGAUUUUUUUUUUAAAGUUGCUGCGAAGGAAAUUGUGUUAGUGCGGUUUGAAGGGAAAACGUUUUUAAUUUUUGGCGGCAGUAAUUAUCCGGGGCAAGAGCCCCUAAUGGGGGCCUGAUGGCUUCUUGACAUUCUUCAUUGAAAUGUAGUUCAUCCAGUCAUCGAGUAAUGUAUAAUGUACAAAACCCGCCGGGGUCUAGUCCGGCUUAAUGCCUGUUGGCUAUAUUUAACAUAGGUACCCGAGAAAUGAAAUAACAUAAACCAAGAUGGACUCCACAGAGGACGACUUCUACAACAUCUGCCUCAAUUUGACCAGCGAGGAGGCUAGUUUGGGGGGGUGCAAUUAUAGUAGUGAAUACGAAAAUGGGGAAUUACUAGAGAAAGUCGUAUCGCGCGUUGUGCCAAUUUUCUUCGGGUUUAUUGGCAUUGUAGGAUUAGUGGGAAAUGCAUUAGUGGUUCUAGUGGUAGCUGCCAACCCUGGCAUGAGAUCGACCACUAAUCUCCUAAUAAUAAAUUUAGCAGUCGCCGAUUUACUUUUCGUUAUAUUCUGCGUUCCGUUCACAGCCACAGAUUAUGUAAUGCCAAGAUGGCCGUUCGGAGAUUGGUGGUGUAAAGUUGUACAAUAUUUCAUAGUUGUGACUGCGCACGCGUCAGUUUAUACUUUAGUAUUGAUGUCUCUAGAUAGAUUCAUGGCUGUAGUCCACCCCAUAGCGUCAAUGUCUAUAAGAACUGAAAGGAAUGCGUUGUUGGCUAUAGCUUGUAUAUGGGUCGUGAUAUUGACGACAGCGAUUCCUGUGGGAAUAUGUCACGGCGAGAGGGAGUACGCGUACUACCACAGGAAUCACUCAUCGUGUGUGUUUUUAGAGGAGCAGGGUUAUAGCAAGUUAGGGUUUCAAAUGUCCUUUUUUUUGUCAUCGUACGUGAUUCCUUUGGCGCUGAUCAGCGUGCUGUACAUGUGUAUGUUGACGAGGCUGUGGAAGAGCGCCCCUGGGGGCAGGGUGUCGGCAGAGAGCAGGAGGGGGAGGAAGAAAGUCACAAGGAUGGUGGUGGUCGUCGUCGUGGUGUUCGCUGUGUGCUGGUGUCCUAUACAGAUAAUUCUUCUGGUGAAGGCGCUGGACAAAUAUAACAUCACGUACGCGACGGUGACUGCACAAAUAGUCUCGCAUGUGCUGGCCUACAUGAACAGCUGCGUCAACCCAGUGCUAUAUGCCUUCCUGUCUGAAAACUUCAGAGUUGCAUUUAGGAAGGUAAUGUACUGCCCCCCACCAUACACCGAUGGCAUGUCAGGCCGACCUCAGCCCACCAAGACCACCAGAACUGGCAAUGGGAACUCCUGCCACGAUAUAGUCUGAGAAUCGGUUCGCAGUCGUUCGCGUUUCCACUCUAUAGACCAAGCGACUAUUGUAUAGAGUGUGGCUGCGCACCGCGAAUGACUGUCUAUCUCAUUAUUAAUAUUGUUUUUUGAUCUAUACGAUCUUAUUAUAAAUGUGAACACAGUGCACGAAUAUAUUUUCACAGCAAAAAUAUUUCAUCCUUUGUUAGAAUUUUUGUUGAGCUUUCAGUGAGCACUCAAAUAAAUUGAGCAACUGUUGUAUAGAGUAUGACUGUGUAAACGCGAAUGAUUGUAUUUUUACGAUAUUUAUAGUCUUUUCAUUCAUGAUAGUAUUUUUGUGAGAGAAAAAUAAGCGAGACCGAUUUGUAUAGACGGUAGCAAGUGUACGUACGUAUGAAAUUGUAAAUUGUAGAUUUAAUAGAUUAUUUUUUGUAAUAUUUAAGGUUUUUUAAUUACAUUGUCUAUGAUAUGUAACAUUGUAUCAUAUAAUUUAGAUGAGUAAUAAAAAAAUAUACAUUUGUAUAAUCUAGUCAUGAUGAAGUAAUUUGAGUAAAUAUUUGCACAUUUUAAGAUUUUAUUU
This is a messenger RNA of Amyelois transitella, 2102 nucleotides long. RefSeq names its product allatostatin-A receptor (gene AstA-R1). Gene Ontology annotation, biological process: G protein-coupled receptor signaling pathway. Gene Ontology annotation, molecular function: G protein-coupled receptor activity. The record is from RefSeq and is a predicted model, not a curated record. Lineage: Eukaryota; Metazoa; Arthropoda; Insecta; Lepidoptera; Pyralidae. The transcript has 6 exons. Gene Ontology annotation, cellular component: membrane. The coding region runs from base 456 to 1541 and encodes 361 amino acids.